Molecule: messenger RNA, 474 nt
Organism: Aricia agestis (brown argus)
Lineage: Eukaryota; Metazoa; Arthropoda; Insecta; Lepidoptera; Lycaenidae
Exons: 5
Coding region: 9-425 (138 amino acids)
Source: RefSeq, a predicted model, not a curated record
UAGUAAAAAUGAAAUUAACUUUCGUUUCUAAUAAACCAAUCUUUUUAGCUUUAUUUGUUUUCAUGGUCAUUGGUGUCAAUUCAGAGGAAGUAACACCUGUGAGGCUCACCACUCCAUCUACGGUUAAGACCAAGACGACUCUCCAUUUUCGACUGUCUUUCAAUGAAAGCUGCGACUACCUAGCCCACUACUGUCUUAGAGCUUACAACACUGGAACAUUAUGCGCGCGGACGGCGCAGUACGUAUAUCACACGUUCAAGACUUACUGUAUGCUGGACUAUGUCAACUGUUUGGAGAGAUAUGAAGUCUGGCAAAUCGUUCACAUGGGAGAAUGUUUUGAUUUUCCUCUUGACACGGAGUACGGUUUGUACCACUACGAGAACGACGAAUUUCUCAAUGAAACCUACGUCAUGGAAGAUCACUGACAUCUCUUGUAUUAAAAAUACUAGCUAUUUGACCGAGCUUUGCUCGGUA